AUGGACGAAACCCCUGAGCCCGCCAAGAACUCCCGCGGUGUCCUUCUGGACACGUAUGGCAACGAGUUUGAGAUUCCCGACUACACGAUCAAGCAGAUCCGCGAUGCCAUUCCCAAGCACUGCUUUGAGCGCUCCGCCAUUCGUGGUCUUGGCUACGUCGCCCGCGAUCUCGCUUCGCUGGCCACUACCUUCUACGUAUUCCACAAAUACGUGACCCCUGAGACGGUGCCCUCGAUGACGGCUCGUGUACUGCUCUGGACUCUGUACACCGUCCUCCAGGGUUUCUUCGGUACUGGUCUGUGGAUUCUGGCCCACGAGUGCGGCCACCAGGCCUUCUCUCCCUACAAGAUCCUCAACGACACCGUCGGCUGGAUCUGCCACUCCUUUCUCCUUGUCCCCUACUUCUCCUGGAAGAUUUCCCACGGCAAGCACCACAAGGCUACCGGCAACAUGGAGCGUGACAUGGUCUUCAUUCCCAAGACGAGGGCCGUUUACGCCACUCGCGUCAGCCGUGCCAUUCACGAGCUCCACGAGUUGACUGAAGAGACUCCGAUUGCUACCUUCAUUCACACUUUCGGUCAACAGAUUGGCGGAUGGCCCAUGUACCUCAUGGCCAAUGUCACCGGGCACAACAACCAUGACCGCCAGCCAGAGGGCAAGGGCAAGGGCAAGAAGAACGGCAUGUUUGGGGGUGUUAACCACUUCAAUCCCUCCAGCCCUCUAUUCGAGAAGAAGGACGAGCAUCUAAUCCUGCUCAGUGAUCUUGGUCUUGCUAUCGUCAUCGCCGGCCUUACCUGGGUUUACAAGAACUAUGGUUUCAACAACCUGCUCGUCUGGUACAUCAUCCCCUACCUCUGGGUCAACCACUGGCUCGUUGCCAUUACCUUCCUGCAGCACACCGACCCCUCCCUGCCUCACUACGAUGCUGAGACCUGGACCUACACUCGUGGCGCUGCUGCCACCAUUGACCGUGAAUUCGGAUUCAUCGGACGCACUCUUCUCCACGGCAUUGUCGAGACCCAUGUUCUUCACCACUACAUCUCCACCAUUCCCUUCUACCACGCUGAUGAGGCGACCGAGGCCAUCAAGGUCGUCAUGGGCAAGCACUACCGUUCUGACGUCAAGGAAGGCCCCAUUGGGUUCUUGAAGGCCAUCUGGAAGGCUUCACGUUGGUGCCAGUGGGUUGAGCCCAGUGUUGGUGCUCAGGGUGAGGGCAAGGGCGUCCUGUUCUUCCGCAACUCAAACGGUCUUGGUGUCCCCCCAGCGAAGAUCGAGCCGGUCACGGCGACCAAGUCGGCGCCCGCAAAGGCGGCCAAGAUGCAGAUUGGUGCUGACAGCGACAAUGAGUAA
Plenodomus lingam JN3 is the source of this 1350-nucleotide messenger RNA. RefSeq names its product Oleate hydroxylase fah12 (gene FAH12). Gene Ontology annotation, biological process: unsaturated fatty acid biosynthetic process. Gene Ontology annotation, molecular function: oxidoreductase activity. The record is from RefSeq and is a predicted model, not a curated record. NCBI's taxonomy places the organism in Eukaryota, Fungi, Ascomycota, Dothideomycetes, Pleosporales, Leptosphaeriaceae.